Molecule: messenger RNA, 924 nt
Organism: Monosiga brevicollis MX1
Lineage: Eukaryota; Choanoflagellata; Craspedida; Salpingoecidae
Exons: 2
Biological process (GO): carbohydrate metabolic process
Cellular component (GO): extracellular region
Molecular function (GO): oligosaccharide binding; chitin binding
Source: RefSeq, a predicted model, not a curated record
GUGUUGGCCUACCUCACCCCUUGGAACCAGGGAGGCUAUGCCGUAGCCGAGCGCUUUGCAUCCAAGUUUACCCACAUUGCCCCCGUUUGGUUCCAAAUUGUUCGCCAAGGCCCUGAGAACUACCAGAUUCGCGGCGAGCAGGACGUGCGUUCGGCCUGGCUCGAGAGCAUGCGCAAGGCAGCUCCCCAUGUGAAGAUUGUGCCCCGUGUGAUUGUGGAAGAGCUGACUCCAGAGUCACUGGGUGCUCUCUUGACCGAGAAGAUUGAGCAGCGUGCUUUUGUACAAGAGGUCUCGCGCGUCACCCAAAAGUUCGGCCUUGACGGCAUUGUUCUCGAGUUGUGGUCACGCAUCCAGAUGACACCAGAGGUGCGACCCCUCAUGACCACGACCGUGCGCAACUUGGGCAAGCGCCUCCACCACAAGAAUCUGACACUGGGUCUGGUCGUGCCGCCCUUUGUCGAGUCUUUUGGGCCGGCCGAGCUGGCCGCUUUGGAGGCUGACGUGGACCUUUUCAGCAUGAACACGUACGAUUUCAGCCAACCCACUACGGCGGGUCCCAACGCCCCCUACGACUGGGUGCGCAAGUGCGUGCAGGAUCUCCGACCCACCGCGACCGCUGCACCCAAGCUUUGUGUGGGUCUCAACUUCUAUGGCAACAUCUACGGCCCGCAAGGCGGUAGUGCCAUCGUCGGUCAUCAGUACUUGGAUAUUUUGCGCGCACAGGGCCCGAACAUUCGGACCACCUGGAACUCUCGUGCACGCGAGCACACCAUGCAGUUUACCACGGUCCAAGGACCUAGCAGCUUGUAUUUCCCAACCACCCGCAGUAUUGCUGAGCGCGUGCAUCUGGCACGUGACCUGGGCACUGGGCUGGCUCUUUGGGAGAUCGGGCAGGGCAUCGACCACUUUUAUCAAGAGCUUUAA